GUGGUCGAGAGUACUCGAUUAUUCCUUCAUGAUGAGAAUUCUGUGGAUUUUGGUUUUACUAGCCAGCACCUACGCCAAACCCGAAUAUUUAACUGCAUUCCUAGAUAAACUGAAUUCUAGCAACAACUCUUGUGAUUUCACUAUAAAAGGAAGGAAUUAUGGAAUUGUUGGAAUGCUGCCUUGUAAUUUAUUGUACACAGCUUUUCAACGCCCAACUAGAGUUAGUCUUGAAAUACGUGGAAAACGCAUCAGUGUUGGCUUUUCGGAUGACAAUCACUUAGCUCGUUGGCGUUCGAAUAAAAUGGAGAAUAUUAUGAACAAUGUUUCAUAUCGGUCGACACUGGAAACAGAAAUAUAAGAAACAAUAAUGAGUAUCACACUACUAAAGAUCCAAAUAUAUGUAACACGGCCAUGUUGGCAUUUUAUGCCAAUCAGACCAUUGAAAUGAUAGGUUCCGUAGAUCUGAGAACAAAUAAUUCCAUCAUCAUUGAUUUCAAGAAUUUUUUCUGUUUUGACAAAUUAUAAUCUGCGAUUUCUGAUAAAGGAAAGUGAAUAUGAUGGAGAUAAUCAUCUACUAGACAUAAGAGCACAUUAUUAACAUUAUUUUAUUAUAGAAACAAAGUUGUAUGCUCAUAUUCAUUUUGCGUUACAUACAAUAUGAACGAAUUGUGUCGUAGAAGUGGGUCGUAUAUGGAUAAACAAGAAGAGUAUUCUGCUAUAACCAUAAUACUGUCUUAGUCAGUUGCUAUAAAAUUGUAUCUACAAGUUCAUUCCAAUAAAAUAAAGUAAAAGUAUUUACUUCUUCUUUAUGAAUAUGAUCCAAUAUGUGCUAUUGUUUUUGUAUAUAUUGUGAUAUGCUCAAUCAAUUUGAUAUUUAUAUCUGAUGUGUAUAAUACCUACACAUCCGUAGUUCUUGGAGUUAAAAUAUCAUUAAUAUUGAUUAUUACAAAAUCGAAAUGUGAUAUGGAUAUUCUGAAUUCUGAGUACAAUAUAAAAGUAGGGAGGGGACAGGUUUUUUAGCAUAAUUUUUCAUAAAUUUUAGAAAUCAACACUCAGUGUUUCCAUUUAUUAUAUCAAGGGUAUAUGGUUAAUACGAUUAAAGUAUAAAGCAAAAAACCAGUUCAAUGAUAAUAAUAAAUAUUAGUAUUAUCAAUGAGUAUAAGCAUAAACCCAAUGUUGAAUGCACAAAGGUACAUAUACAGGGUGUGGCGUAAUGAAUGGAUAAUAUUGAGCCAGGGGGUAGAGGAC
Messenger RNA from Coccinella septempunctata (seven-spotted ladybird), 1248 nucleotides. RefSeq lists its product as uncharacterized. The transcript has 3 exons. NCBI's taxonomy places the organism in Eukaryota, Metazoa, Arthropoda, Insecta, Coleoptera, Coccinellidae. The record is from RefSeq and is a predicted model, not a curated record. The coding region runs from base 29 to 358 and encodes 109 amino acids.